Rodentolepis nana is the source of this 495-nucleotide messenger RNA. NCBI's taxonomy places the organism in Eukaryota, Metazoa, Platyhelminthes, Cestoda, Cyclophyllidea, Hymenolepididae. The record is from the annotation of a GenBank genome assembly.
CUUGGUACAGGAAUGGAUGAAGACAUCGAGGCCGAGUUCAGACGCUUGCAUCAGAGGUUGCGCGAAAAAUAUCAAAUUGAUCAAAUUUCAAUUUGGGGCAUUCAGCAACCCCUUAUUCGAGCCCUUAUAGGAAAAUCAGAAAAUUAUGGUGUAACAGGGAUUGGUAGUUUCCAGCAAACAUUUGAGUUGAACCGAACGGAGUAUGCUUGGAAAGCCACUGUCCCCAACGGAGAAGUCAUGGCACUCUGUCCAGGCAAACGACCUGUGCAAUUUUACGUGGUCAGUAACUGUACUGGAUUUCCACAGUUACCUGCGUCUCAGGUGGUCAGUCAUGACAGCUUCUUUGUUUUCACCAACUGCACAGGAGGUUUCCGAUCGUUAAUAUUUAAACAGGACUUGAAUGAGGAAACUCGCGAUGUGAAUGCCAAAACCGAUCAAGCAGACUUCCCGUGGAAUGACUUCUCUGCGUUGAGCUGCUCAUUCACACGGGCUUGA